Molecule: messenger RNA, 1263 nt
Organism: Recurvomyces mirabilis
Lineage: Eukaryota; Fungi; Ascomycota; Dothideomycetes; Mycosphaerellales; Teratosphaeriaceae
Exons: 4
Coding region: 1-1263 (420 amino acids)
Source: RefSeq, a predicted model, not a curated record
AUGUCUACGCCAUUGAAUGUGACGGGCUCACCGGACGACUACGUCAGACUACUGGAGGGCGACGAAGGCCUGGUUGUUGCGCUCGCUGUGACUGUCAUAUCGAUACUGUUGAUCACCCUGAGUCUGAAGCUAUGGCUCACCUACAAGAGAGUCGCUCGAGAAGGAAUGCCUAGUAGCGCUAUCCUCACCUCAGAUGCUUUCUGGCUUGCAGCACACGUGUUCGGCUUCAUAUACAUAGGCACUCGAUUAUCGACGGUCAGCGAACUCACCGAUGGCCACCAGAACGACCUUACAGAAGGCCAGAGGCGCUCAGUUGCAAGCCUGAACGAGGGAUGCCAGGUCAUCUUCAUACUUACGCUCUACCUCAGCUAUGCGUCUGUACUCUGCACAGUCUUACUCGUCAGACGCCUUCCGAAACAGCUUCUCAUCUACAUUGCUCCUGUCGCAGUCAGCAUUAUUGGCCUUCUCCUGGCUACGCUACCGUUAAUCGGCUGCAGACCUCUGAGCAUACAUCUGCAACUACGAAGCUAUUGCGCAUCCUCGGUAUGUGUUCUGCGACUGCGCGAUGAGGAUAGACUGACAAGCAGACAGCCCAAACGCCUACUGGCUCCCAUAAUUGUCCUCAUGGUAUUGGAAGUCAUAACCUCGGUCUACUGGCCCAUUUUCGUCUAUCGUCAGCAGCUCUGGCGAGCUAAGGCGGGCGGAAUGACGAACAGUCGACCGUGGCCAGUCGUGCCGUUCUUUUUGCGCUUCUUAAUCGUCGGCGCACUCAUCGCAUACCUCGACAUCCACUUCAUGAUUCAUACCGAAGCAUGGCCCUACUCCUCAACCUUCUAUUGCGAGCUCGUCGCCAUCCUCUUCAGCCUAACAGCCACAACCUCCAUCUCCAUGAGCAAAGCCCUCGGCAAAUUCAGCUUUGGCGGCAUGGCCUAUACAGAAGACCCACGGUCCAGAACCUACGGUUUCUCAGGCGGUGGAGGCUCAAACUCCGGGAACAGAGGAGCACUGAGUAACAAUCAGGGCAGCCAAGUAGGACAGACGGGCCAAAGCUCCAGCGGCGGGAAGAAAUCAGUUCAUCCGCGUGAUUGGGCAGGUUGGGGCAACCAGUCGAACACGGUUAAGAACUAUGUCGGCAGUAACCUCAACACGAGGGGCAGUGGCGAGAGCGAGCGCGAGAUCUUGGGCAAUACCAUUAGUAGAAGGGUGGAAAUUGACAUACAAGAGGAGACUACGAGCGCAAAGUCGCAUAUGAGCAGUUUGUAG